Molecule: messenger RNA, 897 nt
Organism: Colletotrichum lupini
Lineage: Eukaryota; Fungi; Ascomycota; Sordariomycetes; Glomerellales; Glomerellaceae
Exons: 2
Coding region: 1-897 (298 amino acids)
Source: RefSeq, a predicted model, not a curated record
AUGAAGUUCGCGAAUAUCUUGGCAGUUACCGGUACAGCUGGUGCCUACACCGUCACCAUCGUUGACAAAUUCAUGUACAAGAAUAUCGAUCCUGUGGUUAUACCCGGCCAGUAUGCUAGCCACAUGCACACAUUUUUCGGUUCUGAUGCUGUGACAUUGAACACAACCACCUCCAAAGAGUUGCAAGCGGGCUGUGCCACAGCGGUCAACCCCAACGACUACUCGUCUUACUUUCCCAUCAGUCGAUUCAGUGCAUACUACGUUGCAAUCGAAAAGGCAGAAGUCGCCAUUCCACAAGACUACAAGGCUGUCGUCGGCAACGCCUCCGCAAAGUCCGAAGCUGAUACCGAGCCUCUAGCGGGCAUCCAAUGGUUCUGCGAGGGUGGCCCCAGCGCAGGGAAGGACGUCAAUGGUUUUCCGUCCAAGACCUGCAACACCCAUCUGCAGACGAUCCUCCUGUUCCACGACUGUGUCAACCAAGAGACACUCGAAUCCACAUACUCUGGAACCCAACACUGGACCGCCACCAGCAAGCCUGCCAACCGCUGCCCUCUUGAUAUGAAGAGGAUGCCCCAACUGCGCUUCAGCAUCCGCUAUGAUCUUCGCGAGGCUUUGCCUGACGGCUGGGAGGGAACCGCCCCUCUGGAACUGGCUUGCGGCCCCGCCUAUUGCACCCACGGCGACUUUAUCAAUGGAUGGCUUCCUGAAGCUGCCGAGAACAUGUUACUUGCAAAUUCAAAGAGGGAUUUUGCCGGUGUAGAUGGUCCUGCAGGCAAAUACAGUGCUGGAUCUGUCUGCGGUGCUCAGAACGCCACGGACGCUGAUCCGGAGAACGGCACUUCCGACUAUCUGAUCAGCAAGCAGAUUCUCCAGAGGCUUAUAGACCAGAAGGCUUGA